AGGUAGUUUUGGCUACCAGGCACCGCUGGUUUUGAGUGGAGGUAGAGGUCGACCACAUUACUGUGUCACUCGGGAACAGCUGUCAUUCUUAAGGUCAUGUGGCUUCACUGCACCCCAGAUGGCAGAUAUUCUGCAUGUGUCUGUGCGUACAGUUAGACGACGUUUGAGACAGUUACACUGCACUCGCGCUUCAUUGUAUGCAGACUUGACCGAUUCUGCCCUAGAUGAACAUGUGCAAGACAUUGUGGCUGGCAAUGACCUAGUUGGUCCUGAGGCUGUGAGGGCAUCGCUGCAUGCAAGUGGACUCCGUUUGCAGAGAAGGAGAGUGCGAGCAAGCAUGAUUCGAUUAAAUCCUGGAGCUGCUGCGCUUCGAGCAGUUCUGCAGAGACCAGAGCGACGGUCUUAUCAGGUGGCAGGUCCAAACUCAUUGUGGCACAUUGAUGGAAACCACAAGCUGAUAAGGUGGCGGAUAGUUAUUCAUGGGGCUAUAGAUGGGUUUAGUCGCCUUGUGGUCUUCCUGCGUGCCUCCAACAACAACCGCAGCAGCACUGUGUUGGACAGCUUCAUCAGUGCUGUGAUCCACUAUGGCAUACCCUCCAGGGUCAGGACGGACAGAGGAGGUGAGAACAACGCAGUCUGGCUGAUGAUGAACAUCUACAGAGGCUUUGACCGUGGCAGUGCUCUCCGAGGCCGGAGUACCCACAAUCAGAGAAUUGAGAGGCUCUGGGGUGAUCUCUGGCGUGGACUGACGAAUGUCUAUUAUGACUUAUUCCACCAUCUGGAGAGCGAGGGCAUCAUUAAUGUUGACAGUGAGAGGGACCUCUGGGCUCUCCAUUAUGUCUAUCUGCCAAGGAUCAACCGGGAUUUAAACGACUUUACAAAUCAAUGGAAUAACCAUGGUUUGAGAACAGAGAGACACAUGAGCCCACUACAGAUUUUUGUUAGAGGCUGCCUUGAGCAACAGGGCCGACCAUCAACUGCCAUGCAGGACAUCUUUGUGGCCAGUGCUGCUGGUGGUGGUGGUCAAGAAGCUGCUGCUGGUGGUGGUGGUCAAGAAGCUGCUGCUGGAAUUCCUAGGACAGAAGAGCUGGAGUUGCUGCUAGACUGGCCAGAAAGACGGAUUACUGUGCCUGACAUCCAGUACAUGUUGGAAGGUCCUGUAAUGGAGGAAGUGCAAGCACGGUUCGACCCACUCAGUGGCCCCAGAGGAAAUCAUGGCAUACAGAUUAUCCGUGAUCUUGUAUCCUUUUUGGAUUCAGCGUUGGGAUCACAGGGACUUCACAGAUGAAGGUGUUCAUAUUUGAUCUUAACUGAACUUUCUUUCAUGUGAGUCAUUGAACUUGCUCAGGAAUCCCCAAAAAGGCAGUAGUGAAAAAGAAAUGUAUUGGGUUGGAGGCAGGGAUGCCCAUGUAGGGCUUUUGUACUUUUGACUACUUUUUCCACCACUGUGAAAGACGUACUUUGUAAUCUAUUAAAAUUCUGUCCCUAUUUUCCCUUUUAAAUUCUUCCAUCCACUAGAUACAACGUGGAUGGCACCACUCAGAUGACUGGGAAGCCUAUCUGUCCCCAUCUCUUAAAAGAAGAGCAUCACCACAGCAGCCCCACUGUGCGCAUCCAGCCAGCCAGUUAAAGAGCUGAAGUUCAAACAGCCCCAAGAAUUUUUUAAAUACCUUUUACUGGUUUUAAUGGUUUUAACAUAAUUCCUAAUUGUUCAAAGUAUUAAGUCAAAUAUCUAGUAGUAGUCAAGACUCCAAUCAAUUGUCUCUCACAAAUAGUCUGACAGAUUCUUUAUCCUGGUUGUUCAUAAUAAUAAUUUUG
Molecule: messenger RNA, 1818 nt
Organism: Micropterus dolomieu (smallmouth bass)
Lineage: Eukaryota; Metazoa; Chordata; Actinopteri; Centrarchiformes; Centrarchidae
Exons: 3
Coding region: 119-1288 (389 amino acids)
Biological process (GO): DNA integration
Molecular function (GO): nucleic acid binding
Source: RefSeq, a predicted model, not a curated record